AUGGCAUCCAAUGAGCGGAGGUCCUCUCCUGGUCCCUACGUUGUUCUCUUUGCAUUCGACCUGAACAACAUCUCACCAAGUGCAGCAAGCAUCCUGGAACUUGUCACAAAGCAUUUUGGGGACAGCAUCUUGAACCACAUGAUGGUCGUGGUGUGUCAUGAAGAGGAGAAGGAGGAUUCAGCUCUUGAGGAGAAAGUCAAGACUAACAGAGACUUCAGGGAGCUCAUUGAGAAGUGUGGCCAAAGGUAUCACCUCUUCAAUGAGAGGAAGGCCCGGAGAGAUGAGAAGGAUUCCAGACAGCUCCUUGGGAAGAUGGACGACAUGGUGAGGGACAACGGAUGCAGUUUCUACUCCAAUCACCAAUACCAGGAAGCAGGAAGCAGAGGAGAGAAUCCAGAAGAGGAGCGUUUCAUGAUGAAAGGAAGAAAGAAAGAGAUGCUGACAAAGAGGAAGGAUCUGGGGAGUAGUUACACAGGUGAAGGUCUUGAGAAGGAGCUGCUGCAGUUUGAGACAAGGAUAAGAGUAGAGAACCGAGAGAAGGCUGAGAGGAAGAUCUCAGAGGUACUGGGAUUUACUCUCACAGCAGUUGACUAUGCUGCUGCAGUAGGUAAAGCAGCUCUAGGGGCUUUAUGUGGAGCGGUCGUGGGGUUUGACGGUAUGGCGGUGGGAGCCACUGUAGGUGCCGUCGUCGGGGGCAUAGGAGGUGCUGCUAGUGCGGCAUGGGGUUACCUCACAAACACUGCUGCACAAAUGAAUAGACGUUGA
Messenger RNA from Oncorhynchus keta (chum salmon), 765 nucleotides. RefSeq names its product GTPase IMAP family member 8. Lineage: Eukaryota; Metazoa; Chordata; Actinopteri; Salmoniformes; Salmonidae. Gene Ontology annotation, molecular function: GTP binding. The record is from RefSeq and is a predicted model, not a curated record.